UGAUAUCAACGCGGAUAUAACGUGCGUGAGCGUACAAAAUGGCUACCACUCUGAAACUUGUACGAAGGAGUUUUGGCGUGUCAUCGGGUCUUCGUGAUAUCGUCAAGGCGCCCAUUCAAGUAUUUGGUGUUGAAGGUCGCUAUGCUCAUGCCAUCUUCUCAGCAGCUGCAAGAAAAAAGAAGCUAGAAGAGGUCGAAAAGGAGUUACAAGGCGUAAAGAGUGUUAUUGAGAGUAACUCAUCACUUUUCGAUUAUUUGACUAAUCCGAUAGUGAAGAGAGACCACAAGAAAGAAACUCUUCAAGAACUCUUGAAGAAGUCGUCACCAAUAACAGUCAAUCUGUUCAAUGCUCUCGCUGAGAACAAUCGACUUGGCAGAACGUUGGGAGUGAUAGGAGCUUACGACAGAAUUAUGAGUGCACAUAGGGGAGAGGUCGAGUGUGUGGUGACUGCAGCCAAGCAACUGACUGAACCUGAAUUGAAAGAACUGAAGGCAUCCUUGUCAGGUUUUCUGCAGAAAGGGCAGGCAUUGAAGCUAGAAACAAAGAUUGAUUCUUCUCUGUUGGGUGGUCUGGUGGUAGAAAUUGGUGACAAGCGUAUUGACAUGACGGUGAAGGCCAAGGUAAAGAAAAUCAGGGAUUUGUUGAUGGAGGCUGUGUAGACAAACACACGCUUAGAGUCAUACCUCAAUUUGUCUAUGCACGAGUUGUCUACGUUGGGUAGAUUAUCAAUGUAACCAUCUUAUAUUCUUGUCUGCCAAUGGCGUAUGCUAAGUCUUUCAAGAUAUACUGAAUUCUAUAGUUUUGUUUCCCCGUU
This is a messenger RNA of Corticium candelabrum, 814 nucleotides long. RefSeq names its product ATP synthase subunit O, mitochondrial-like. Gene Ontology annotation, molecular function: proton-transporting ATP synthase activity, rotational mechanism. The record is from RefSeq and is a predicted model, not a curated record. Bases 39 to 659 code for a protein of 206 amino acids. The transcript is spliced from 8 exons. Gene Ontology annotation, biological process: proton motive force-driven mitochondrial ATP synthesis. Gene Ontology annotation, cellular component: membrane. Lineage: Eukaryota; Metazoa; Porifera; Homoscleromorpha; Homosclerophorida; Plakinidae.